Molecule: messenger RNA, 1920 nt
Organism: Amborella trichopoda
Lineage: Eukaryota; Viridiplantae; Streptophyta; Magnoliopsida; Amborellales; Amborellaceae
Product: sugar transport protein MST6
Biological process (GO): monosaccharide transmembrane transport
Cellular component (GO): membrane
Molecular function (GO): monosaccharide transmembrane transporter activity
Source: RefSeq, a predicted model, not a curated record
CCUCAUUUUUGGAUUGAGGCUUUUGGGAUCGGAGGCCGAAGACAUUGGCAAGAUGGCAGAAGGAGGAUUUGUGUCGCAGGGUGGGGCGAAGAGUUAUGGAGGGAACAUGACCGUGUUCGUGCUCAUCACCUGCGUGGUGGCCGCCACUGGCGGUCUCAUCUUUGGCUAUGAUAUCGGUAUUUCUGGUGGGGUCACAUCCAUGGAUGUGUUCUUGAAGGAUUUCUUCCCUUCUGUUUACACAAACAUGAAGGAAACCCAUGAGAACCAGUACUGCAAAUUCGAUAGCCAGCUGCUUACCACCUUCACCUCCUCCCUCUAUAUUGCGGGGCUUAUCGCCUCCUUCUUUGCCUCUACAAUGACAAGGCUCUUCGGUCGAAGGCCGUCCAUGUUGUUUGGUGGUGCCGUCUUCUUGGCUGGCUCUGCCAUCAACGGAGCAGCCACGAAUGUCGCUAUGCUCAUCAUCGGUCGUAUUCUUCUUGGUAUUGGAAUUGGAUUUGCCAACCAGUCUGUCCCUCUGUACCUCUCUGAGAUGGCUCCAGCCAAGCUCCGAGGAGGCCUCAAUAUGGGAUUCCAGCUUGCCAUCACCAUCGGUAUCCUUGCUGCCAAUCUCGUCAACUACGGCACUGCCCAGAUCAAGGGCAGCUAUGGAUGGCGUAUCUCCCUUGCCCUUGCUGCCGUCCCUGCAAUCAUCAUGACUGUCGGUGCCAUUUUCCUUCCAGACACCCCCAACUCCCUGAUCGAGCGUAACCAGCCCGAGAAGGCCAAGAACAUGCUCAGGAAAAUCAGAGGCACUGAUAGCAUUGAGGAGGAGUACAAGAACUUGGUUGAGGCUAGUGAGGCUUCGAAGAAAGUUACUCACCCAUGGAAGAACAUAUUGCAGAAGAAAUACAGGCCCCAAUUGGUGAUGUCCAUUGCCAUCCCCUUCUUCCAGCAAUUGACUGGCAUCAAUGUCAUCAUGUUUUAUGCGCCUGUGCUCUUCAAGACCAUAGGAUUUGCAGAUGAUGCGUCGCUCAUGUCUGCUGUCAUAAGUGGUUUCGUCAAUACGAUUGCCACCGUUGUGUCUAUUGUGACAGUCGAUAGGUAUGGCAGGAGGAUCCUGUUUCUAGAGGGCGGUGUCCAGAUGUUCAUCAGUCAGAUGAUCAUUGGUGUGAUGAUCGGCAAGGUCUUCGGGGUCUCCGGCACCGGGAGCCUCACCAAGGGCCAGGCCGACGUUGUGGUCUUCCUCAUCUGCACCUACGUUGCCGCCUUCGCCUGGUCAUGGGGACCACUCGGGUGGCUCGUGCCCUCUGAGAUCUUCCCCCUCGAGAUCCGCUCUGCCGGCCAGAGUAUCAACGUCUCCGUUAACCUUCUCUUCACCUUCGUGAUUGCCCAGGUCUUCCUCACGCUCCUCUGCCACCUCAAAUUCGGCCUCUUCUUCUUCUUCGCAGGCUGGGUUCUCAUCAUGACCAUCUUCAUCUACAUCUUCCUUCCUGAAACCAAGAAUGUGCCCAUUGAAGAGAUGCACUUAGUAUGGAAGAAGCACUGGUUCUGGGGCAAGAACCUCCCUAAUGAGGCUGACCCAUCUCUCCAGCUCUCUGAGCCCAAGAUUACAGCCUAAAACAAGAACAAGAUAGCAAGAAAAGCUACCAUGGACUUCCUUUUUCUCCACCCAUGCCAUCAUCCUUUUCCUUUUGUGGUUUAUGUGUUGGACUUUCGAGUUCCAACCCAUUUAUUCACAUUUGGGAUUUGAGGGUCUUAAUCCUCCGUCUCUCUCUCUUUGUGGCUAUAUCUGUAAUUUCUUCUUUCUUUUUUUUUUGGUUGUUCAAAAAAAAUGAACUGAUUUAGGUUUAUUUGAUGAGAACAAAAAGGUUAUGGCUCCUCUCAAUAAGUUGGUUUUUGUGAAAGACAACGGGAGGCAAGGCCAAUGAAUUCGUGAUACCA